GAAGCAGCAGCUUCUGCCAUGCCGUGCUAGAGCUGCUGGCUCUGGAAAGCCACAGCGGCUCUGGUGCUCCAACGGAGAGCCUUUCUCUUUCAGGUGCUGCUGGAGCAGUAUUUGCCUGAAGUAGUGGCCACAAGGAACAGGCUUGAUGGGCUGUGGGAUCAGAAUGAGAAGAUGCUCCAGGAGCACAGUGGUGUGGCGGCUCAGCUGAGUGAGGAGAUCGGCACCCUGAAAAAGGAACUUAAGGACUUGCGAGACGCUGUGUCUGUUAACUCUCGCAAAAAGUCUGAAGUGCUGCUUGACUGGGCUCUGAAAAGCACAGGGGCCACCAUUGACCUGGAGAGAUCUUCAAAGACAUACUCAUGGGAUGGCAUGCGGUCGUGCAGGCUCUUCUGGCUUCCUUGUACCCCAAACCCUCCAGACACUAUUCUGCAGCCGGACGUUUCUCUGGGCAACUGCUGGGCUUUCCAAGGGUCUCGGGGCCAGGUGGUCAUUAGGUUGCCUGCAAAAAUCCAGGCAACCAUGGUCACCGUCCACCACACCUCAGACAUGGACUCGGCGCUUGGGAAAUUCAGCAGUGCUCCCCGAGAUUUCACCGUCUCUGGAGUGGAUGAGGAAACAGAAGCCGAAACUCUGCUCGGGACAUUCACCUAUGCCGUGCAGAAGAAGCCUGUGCAGACCUUCCCUCUGCAGGUACAGUCAGAGGUGGUGGGCAGGAGGCCUGUCCAGAAACACUGUGUUGGCAGCAAGUCAGUGGCAGCAGUGUGCAGGGAGAUCCCCAGAGCCUUUCAGGUCAUCAAGGUCAUCAUACAGAGCAACUGGGGAAAUCCAGAUUACACCUGCAUUUACUGGGUGCAGGUGCAUGGGAGAGGAACGGCUACCAGUCGUUGGCCAGGAGACAUGUCUUCUGCCAAUAAGAAUAAAAAAUAG
This is a messenger RNA of Anas platyrhynchos (mallard), 927 nucleotides long. Lineage: Eukaryota; Metazoa; Chordata; Aves; Anseriformes; Anatidae. The record is from RefSeq and is a predicted model, not a curated record.